Molecule: messenger RNA, 1286 nt
Organism: Lolium perenne
Lineage: Eukaryota; Viridiplantae; Streptophyta; Magnoliopsida; Poales; Poaceae
Source: RefSeq, a predicted model, not a curated record
ACAACAAACCACUGUGCCCGUAGCUGUGAACUGGCUCGCCAACCAAAACAGCAACCACUAAACUAAUCAAACAAGCGAUAGUCAUGAAUCUGGUGACCGGCGCCAUGGGCUCCCUGCUGCCCAAGCUAGCCGAGCUCCUCAACGACAAGUACAAGCUGCAGAAGGGCGCUAAGGAAGGCGUCAGGUCCCUCGAGAAGGAGAUGAAGAGCAUGCACGCAGCGCUCUGCAAGGUGGCAGAGGUGCCGCGGGACCAACUCAAUGAGGAGGUCAAGCUCUGGGCAGGGGAGAUGAGGGAGCUCUCCUUCGUCAUAGAGGACGUCAUCGACAAGUUCCUGGUGCGUGCCGAUGAUGGCUCUAAGCCCACCGCCAACUCGAAAGACGUAAAGUCGAUCAUAGAGAAAAUGGUCGGCUUAUUCACUAAGGGGAAGGCUCGCCAUGAAAUCGCCCACGCGAUCAAGGACAUCAAUAAGCAAGUCCAAGAGGUGGCUAACAGGCGUGGAAGGUACACCAUCAACGAUAUUGUCGCUAAGCCAGCAGCCGUGACGCCCAUCAAUCCCCGCCUUGGGGCUCUGUACCAGGAUGUGACAGAGCUUGUGGGCAUCGCUGGGAAACGAGAUCAAGAGCUAAUGAAGUUGCUCUCGGAUGGAGAUAGCAUGUCCAAGAAAAAGUUGAAGAUAGUCUCCGUUGUCGGGUUUGGAGGUGUGGGAAAGACCACACUUGUCAAAACGGUUUAUAACCAGACGAAAGGAGAUUUUGAUUGCAGUGCUUUUGUUGCUGUCGGUCGAAAUGCUGGCGCAAACAAGGUUCUCAUGGACAUCCUUCUUGAUCUUGGGAUGUACGAAAGUCAGUUCACCAUUUUUGAUGAAAGACUUGAGAACAAAAGGAAUAUUCCUGACGGCCAAUUUCCGUCAGAAAUAACUGAAAUACCGUCAGCAAUACGUAUUCCUGACGGCCUCCGUCAGGAACCAGCCGUCGGUAAUAAGGUGUCAGGAAAGAUGGUCACUCCUGACGGUGACCGACGGGAAAGAGUAUUCCUGACGAAUUUUCCUGACGUCGCACGGGAACCACGGAAAGAACCAUUCCUGUCGGUCCGACCGUCAGGAAAGCCCGUCAGAGACCACAGCCGUCAGGGAUGUUCGAUGAACUCUGACGCUGAGGCUGAACUCUCAGGAAUGCCUUGCCGUCAGGACAAAAGUGUUCUUGACGCUUGCUCUCCGUCAGGAAGCACGUUCAACCUUCAGGAAAGCACAUUUCUGGGUACUCCAGCACAAACGUCAGGGAUGUAA